AUGUCUAGAAUAGACUCAGAUCUGCAGAAGGCGCUGAAGAAGGCGUGCUCCGUCGAGGAGAGUGCGCCCAAGAGAAAGCACGUACGCGCGUGCAUAGUGUACACGUGGGACCAUCAGUCGGCCAAAGCCGUGUUCACGACGCUCAAGACGCUGCCGCUGGCCAGCGACGAGGUGCAGCUGUUCAAGAUGCUGAUGGUGUUGCACAAGGUCAUCCAGGAGGGCCACCCGUCCGCGCUGGCCGAGGCCAUCCGUGAUAGGGAGUGGAUCCGGUCGCUGGGCAGGGUGCACCCAGGCGGGUCGUCCUACAGCAAGCUGAUCCGGGAGUACGUGCGGUACCUGGUCUUAAAGCUGGACUUCCACGCGCACCAUCGCGGGUUCAACAACGGGACGUUUGAGUACGAGGAAUACGUGUCGCUGGUCUCGGUCUCCGACCCGGACGAAGGGUAUGAAACGAUCCUGGACUUGAUGUCGCUGCAGGACUCGCUCGAUGAGUUCUCGCAGAUCAUCUUUGCCUCGAUUCAGUCCGCGAGGAGGAACACGGAAUGUAAGAUAUCCGCCCUGAUCCCGCUGAUUUCGGAGUCGUACGGUAUUUACAAGUUCGUCACCUCGAUGCUGAGGGCCAUGCACAGGCAAUUGAACGAUCCGGAAGGCGAUGCCGCGUUACAGCCCUUAAAGGAGCGGUACGAGCUGCAACACGCGAGGAUGUUUGAGUUUUACGCGGAUUGUUCCUCCAUCAAGUACCUAACCACGCUCGUGACCAUCCCAAAGCUUCCUGUGGACGCCCCGGACGUGUUCAUGAUCAACGAUGUGGACGAAUCGAAGGAAAUCAAGUUUCAAAAAAGGGAAUCCACCCCGACUCCGGCUCGGACUCCGACUCCGACGCCUCCUAUGAUGGAGCCGUCGCUGUCCCCCCGUCCGGUGUCUAGCAGGACCACCAGCACGCCCCUGGGCCAAUUGCAGACCAUGCAGACCGGAGCCACAGCGGCAAUGAUGAUCCCCACCGUGACUGGUGCAGCCAACGCCAUCUUCUCGCAAACGACGGCCCAAAUGCAGCCCGAUUUCUGGGUCAACCAGCAGGCCCAGUUUGCCAACGAGCAAAACCGUCUCGAACAAGAGCGUUUGCAGCAAUUGCGGGAACAACAAGCGCAGCAGGAGAUGUUCCAGCAGCAACUGCAGAAGUCGCAACAGGAUAUGAUGAAUAUGCAUUUACAAGAGCAGAACCAACACCAAAACGACUUAAUCGCCCUCACCAGCCAGUAUGAAAAGGAUCAGGCGAUGUUGGAGCAAUACGACCAAAGAGUGCAGCAACUGGAGGGCGAAAUCGUGACGAUGAACUCGAACGCUUCUAAGCAACUAGCCAACAAAGACGAGCAGCUAUCCGCUCUACAGGACCAACUGGACGUUUGGGAAAGAAAAUACGACUCUUUGGCCAAGCUGUACUCCCAAUUGCGUCAAGAGCACCUAAGUCUCUUGCCCCGUUUCAAAAAACUGCAAUUGAAAGUCAAUAGCGCACAAGAAUCCAUCCAGAAAAAGGAACAACUAGAGCAAAGGCUGAAGCAAAAGGAUUUGCAGCUGGCCGAGCUGGUUAAGGACCGUGACAGAGCAAGAUUAGAACUGGAAAGAUCCACCAAUAACGCAGAGGCCAGCACUGCAGCGGCCGCAGCGGCCGCGGAAACACUUUCCACCGACAAGAUGAACCCUAUCUUAGAUGCCAUAUUAGAAAGCGGAAUCAACACCAUCCAGKAAUCGGUGUACAACCUCGAUUCUCCCUUGAGUUGGUCCGGUCCACUGACCCCUCCGACUUUCCUUUUGUCUUUGUUGGAAAGCGCUUCUGAAAACGCCACGGAAUUUGCUACAAGCUUCAACAACUUGAUAGUGGACGGCCUCAUCAACGGCGAGCAGACAGAAGUCAUACGCUGUGUGAGUGAUUUCAGCACUUCGAUGGCGACACUAGUGACCAACUCCAAGGCCUAUGCCGUGACCACAUUACCACAGGAACAAUCAGACCAAAUUUUGAUCUUGGUAAAGAGAUGCGCUAGAGAAGCACAGUAUUUCUUCGAGGACUUGAUGUCUGAACACCUGAAUCAACUUGACGAUGAGGAGAAAACGGAUAUUGUCAUUAAUGCCAAUGUCGACAUGCAAGAGAAGCUGCAAGAACUUUCAUUGGCCAUUGAACCGCUGUUGAACAUGAAAUCCGUCAAAUCAAACAAAGAAACAAACCCACAUUCCGAAUUGGUUGCUACUGCUGACAAAAUUGUCAAGUCUUCGCAACAUUUACGUGUUGACGUCCCCAAACCUUUGUUAUCGUUGGCACUAUUGAUUAUUGACGCUGUGGUUGCUUUGGUUAAAGCUGCUAUUCAGUGUCAAAACGAAAUCGCCACCACAACAAGUGUUCCGCUAAACCAGUUCUACUUGAAAAAUAGCAGGUGGACAGAAGGUUUAAUCUCCGCAGCAAAGGCUGUGGCCAACGCUACCAAUGUUUUGAUCUCUACUGCAAGCAAAUUAGUCACAUCUGAAGGUAACGAGAACACGUCACCUGAACAAUUCAUCGUUGCCUCCAAAGAAGUGGCAGCCUCUACAAUCCAAUUGGUAGCAGCAUCGAGAGUCAAGACUUCCAUCCAUUCCAAAGCUCAAGACAAACUUGAACACUGUUCCAAGGACGUCACGGAUGCAUGCAAGGGCUUGGGUAACCAUGUCAUGAACUUGAUCGAAAACGAUCAAUCCAAGGCACAGCAACAGCAACCUUUGGAAUUCUCGUCCGAACACACAUUGAAGACUGCCGAGAUGGAACAGCAGGUGGAUAUUUUGAAGUUGGAGCAAUCUUUGAGUAAUGCCAGAAAGAGGUUGGGCGAAAUCAGAAGGCACGCUUACUACAACCAGGACGAUGAUUAA
Molecule: messenger RNA, 2892 nt
Organism: Saccharomyces eubayanus
Lineage: Eukaryota; Fungi; Ascomycota; Saccharomycetes; Saccharomycetales; Saccharomycetaceae
Gene: SLA2
Product: Sla2p
Exons: 1
Coding region: 1-2892 (963 amino acids)
Biological process (GO): clathrin coat assembly; actin filament organization; endocytosis
Cellular component (GO): actin cortical patch; clathrin-coated vesicle
Molecular function (GO): actin filament binding; phosphatidylinositol-3,4-bisphosphate binding; clathrin light chain binding
Source: RefSeq, a predicted model, not a curated record